GUUGGAUUUUUGUUUGGUGUCGUUUGCCGCCAUGGCUGCCUGAGGCUCCGAAGAUGCACCCCUCGCAGCCAUCGCUGGGGGGUCUUGGCGCCAACUCCACGGCCGGGCUCAUCCGCCGCCUGCGGGACAAGGGCCUGGAGGUGCCGCCAGGAGCUUCACCUGCACAUCUACGGGCCCUGCUGGAGGACCAUGAGGCGGAGGACCACAGCUCCCCGCCUCGGCGCUUCCCCAGGCAAGGAUGGCAGCUGGACAACCGACUCGCCACCCAGGCCCACUUGCCCCGCUCGCCUUCCUCUCCCUCCCGGGGGUUGGGUCUUCAGCGCUCCGCCGCGGAGCUGCGGGGCCGCCUCACGGACCUGGGCUACGAGAUCCCCAGCCCUGGGCUCG
Molecule: messenger RNA, 387 nt
Organism: Effrenium voratum
Lineage: Eukaryota; Dinophyceae; Suessiales; Symbiodiniaceae
Source: the annotation of a GenBank genome assembly